AUGUACAUACAUACACAGACACAUGUACACACAGACACAUGUACACACACACACGGACACAUGUACACACACACACAUACAUGUACAUACAUGCAGACACAUGUACAGAUACACACAUGUACACACACACACCACCACCCCCCCCCCAUAAAAAGUUGCAGUACUUCGUUGUUCACUCACAGAGCUGGGUACUGCACUCUAGGGGGAGGCAGAGAGCACAGCACACACUCCUUGCUUUGCUUUCACUGCGCUCAGCUAUUGAGCAGUCUGAUGGCUCCCAGUGCCAAUGACAGAUCUGGUUUGAGCUCCGAGCCUGCUCAGCAAGACGGCCCUGGGGGACACACUCGCCCCAACCAUAAUUUCCACUCGCCAUUAGAGAGCAGGAAAGUGGAAAUUUCAAGUCCUGUACUA
Staurois parvus is the source of this 411-nucleotide messenger RNA. The record is from the annotation of a GenBank genome assembly. NCBI's taxonomy places the organism in Eukaryota, Metazoa, Chordata, Amphibia, Anura, Ranidae.